AUGCGCCUUCUACAACUGGGUGGGGGUGCCGCCCUUCUCGCCGAAUUGACUGAAAACAGCGCGGCGCUGGCAGCUUCCGGUGGCAGUGCCCGUCCCUUCGAUGGCGCGGUGGAGCAGGAGGAAGAAGCGAAGCAGGAGGAAGUGGAGGGUCAGCACAGGGAACCCGAACAGGCGCAAGAACAGGAGGACAAAGAACAGCCACCUGCUGCCGACCCUUCAUCCGGCGCCGCUGAAGUCUGCAAUGGAGGCACUAGAUCAACCAGUAGCGCUACAGGCAAGACACUGAAUAUGCAUCUUCUUCGCAACACCGAAUUCUUACACUCUGCUUCUAAUUCCGCCGAUUACGUUCGUCAAGGUCGAGGCUCUGGCAACAUUUUGUGGGGCGUUGGAGACAUGGAAUUUGAGGCGCAGAUGCGGAUGCUAGACAGUGCAGGAUUCCGCACCGGCUAUGUGUAUCGCAACCCGAACCUACUUCGGCGUCAGCCCACCAGCAUGCCAUGGUCUGGCAACAACAACUCGGGCACAGCCACCGACUUCUUCACCACUGACUUCUCUUGUGGCGAGAUGAGCGGCGUGGACGACGUCACGGCAGCCACUAAUGCCGGUGCCGUUCAAAAAGCCAAGUAA
Molecule: messenger RNA, 627 nt
Organism: Dibothriocephalus latus
Lineage: Eukaryota; Metazoa; Platyhelminthes; Cestoda; Diphyllobothriidea; Diphyllobothriidae
Source: the annotation of a GenBank genome assembly